Anthostomella pinea is the source of this 1554-nucleotide messenger RNA. NCBI's taxonomy places the organism in Eukaryota, Fungi, Ascomycota, Sordariomycetes, Xylariales, Xylariaceae. The record is from the annotation of a GenBank genome assembly.
AUGGAAUCAACCAAAGACCAUAAGCUGCCAGAUGGCACACUGCGCCCAACGCCAUCGGUCGGCACCGCCGAGAAGAACAUCAACGCAUCGGGCCACGAGCAGCAGCUCUCGCGCCGCUUCAAUCUACUCUCCGCCGCGGGCAUCGGGCUAGUUGUCGGCAACGUCUGGCCUGCCAUCGGCGGCUCGAUCCUCGUCGCCAUCUUCAACGGCGGUCCGCCGGGCGUGCUGUAUGAGUUCAUCGCCGUGUCCGUCUUCUACUGGGCGGUAGCAGCCAGCAUAGCCGAGCUAGCGAGCGCCAUCCCGUCCUCGGCGGGCGUCUAUCACUGGGCUUCUGUGACGCCUGGUCCCCGAUGGGGCCGCGUCGUUGGCUUCUUCGCUGGCUGGUGGAAUUAUCUUGCGUGGGUGCUCGGCGCGGCGAGCAUGGCGGCCAUUCUUGGGAACACGGUGGUCCAGAUGUACGCGGUCAACCAUGCUGGGUUUGAGGCGCGGCCGUGGCAUGUUUUCAUCGUCUACAUCAUCUCGACUUGGAUGGCCUGUGCUGCGGUGUGUCUGGCAAACGGCGCGAUGCCACUUCUAAACAAGAUCGGCGUGUUCGCAGUCCUCGGCGGCUUUCUCAUAACGGUCGUUGUGCUAGCUGCCAUGCCCGGCCGCGGCGGUCGUCCACCUCAUGCAAGCUCGUCAUUCGUGUGGAAGGAUUGGACGGCAGAUAUCGGGUACCCGAACGGGUUCGUCUUCGUGGCCGGCAUGCUGAACGGCGCGUUCGCGGUCGGGCCUGUUGACGCCACGACGCACCUCGCCGAGGAGGUCCCAUCCCCGCAACGGAAUAUUCCCAUCGCCAUUGCCAUGCAGGUCGUCGUCGGCUUUGUGACUGGGCUCUGCUAUCUGGUGGCGCUGAUGUACGCCAUCAACGACUACGAUGCCCUUUUCGACUCUCCUUAUCCCAUCGCCGAGAUCUAUCGGCAGGCCACGGGCUCCGCGGCCGGAGCGACAGGGUUGCUAGCCCUCGUCAUGAUCUGUAUCGGUCUGAACGUCAUCGGCUCCUAUAUCACCUGUGGCCGUACACUCUGGGCGCUGGCCCGCGAUGGCGCGACGCCUGCUCCCAAGAUUCUAGCCAGGAUCAGUCCCAGAUUCGACGUGCCGAUCUGGUCGACGAUUACAACGGCUGUACUCGUCACUCUCCUAGGCUGCAUCUACAUCGGAAGCACUACCGCCUUCAACGCGUUUGUUGGAAGCUUCAUCUUGCUUUCCAGCAGUUCUUUUCUCGCCGCGAUUCUGCCAAACCUCCUGACUGGCAGGAAGAAUAUCGUAUACGGCCCAUUCCGUCUCCGCGGCAGGAUCGGGUUUACCUUGAACAGCAUUUCAUGCGCAUAUAUGCUCGUCUGGUUUGUCAUCUACUGUUUCCCGUACAGCCUGCCGACGGAUGCCGGAAGCAUGAACUAUGCAUGCUUGAUCUGGGGAGGUCUGACCGCGUUUGUUGCGCUCUGGUGGUUUGGUUGGGCCAGAAAGGGGUACGAGGGACCAAGGACGAUUGGGGGUGUCACGUCCGAGGUGUAA